CACCCCCUGCCGCUGCCUCAGCUCCUCAGUGCACAGAACCGCCUCGUCUGAGGGGACGCAAGGAUCGCCCUCGCCGCCGCUUUGGCCAGUGCGUCGGCCCGGGCCCUGACAAGCUGCUCCUGGGGAGGCUCUUCGGAGCCGGAGUUGGACCUCUGCGAUUGCCGUCUGCUGUCCCUCCUCUGAUCUCACGAGGGGUUUCCCGCCUCGCACCCCCCACCUCUGGACGUGCCUUUUCUCCUCUCCCCGCGUGUGGAGGGAGCCAGCGCUUAGGCCGGAGCGAGCCUGGGGGCCGCGGGCCGUGAAGGCAUCGCGGGCACCGAUUCACCAUGGAGGGCGCCGGGGGCGCGAACGACAAGAAAAAGAUAAGUUCUGAACGUCGAAAAGAGAAGUCUAGAGAUGCAGCCAGAUCUCGUCGAAGUAAAGAGUCUGAAGUUUUUUAUGAGCUUGCUCAUCAGUUGCCACUCCCCCAUAAUGUAAGCUCGCAUCUUGAUAAGGCUUCUGUUAUGAGGCUUACCAUCAGCUAUUUGCGUGUGAGGAAACUUCUGGAUGCUGGUGAUUUGGAUAUUGAAGAUGAAAUGAAGGCACAGAUGAAUUGCUUUUAUUUGAAAGCCUUGGAUGGUUUUGUUAUGGUUCUCACAGAUGAUGGUGACAUGAUUUACAUUUCUGAUAAUGUGAACAAAUACAUGGGAUUAACUCAGUUUGAACUAACUGGACACAGUGUGUUUGAUUUUACUCAUCCAUGUGACCAUGAGGAAAUGAGAGAAAUGCUUACACACAGAAAUGGGAAUCACUGCUAUUGUGAACCCGUUACUUACUACAAGUGCAUUAAAUCCCUUGGAUGUAUUGGAGUGAGCAAAGCAGGCCUUGUGAAAAAGGGUAAAGAGCAAAAUACACAGCGGAGCUUUUUUCUCAGAAUGAAGUGUACCCUAACUAGCCGGGGGAGAACUAUGAACAUAAAAUCUGCAACAUGGAAAGUACUUCACUGCACAGGCCAUAUUCAUGUAUACGAUACCAACAGUAACCAAUCUCAGUGUGGGUAUAAGAAACCACCGAUGACAUGCUUGGUGCUGAUUUGUGAACCCAUUCCUCAUCCAUCAAAUAUUGAAAUUCCUUUAGACAGCAAGACUUUUCUCAGUCGUCACAGUCUGGAUAUGAAAUUUUCUUAUUGUGAUGAAAGAAUUACAGAAUUGAUGGGAUAUGAGCCAGAAGAACUUUUGGGCCGCUCAAUUUAUGAAUAUUAUCAUGCCUUGGACUCUGACCAUCUGACCAAAACUCAUCAUGAUAUGUUUACUAAAGGACAAGUCACAACAGGGCAGUACAGAAUGCUUGCCAAAAGAGGUGGAUAUGUCUGGAUAGAAACUCAAGCAACUGUCAUAUAUAACACUAAGAACUCUCAGCCCCAGUGCAUUGUAUGUGUCAAUUAUGUUGUGAGUGGUAUUAUUCAGCACGACUUGAUUUUCUCCCUUCAACAAACAGAAUGUGUUCUCAAACCAGUUGAAUCUUCAGACAUGAAAAUGACUCAGCUAUUCACCAAAGUUGAAUCAGAAGAUACAAGCAGUCUCUUUGAUAAACUUAAGAAGGAGCCUGAUGCUUUAACUUUGCUGGCCCCAGCUGCUGGAGACACAAUCAUAUCUUUAGAUUUUGGCAGCAAUGACACAGAGACUGAUGACCAACAACUUGAGGAAGUUCCAUUGUAUAACGAUGUAAUGCUCCCCUCAUCUAAUGAGAAAUUGCAGAAUAUAAAUUUGGCGAUGUCUCCAUUACCUGCCUCUGAAACUCCAAAGCCACUUAGAAGUAGUGCUGACCCUGCACUCAACCAAGAAGUUGCAUUAAAGUUAGAACCAAAUCCAGAGUCACUGGAACUUUCUUUUACCAUGCCCCAGAUUCAAGAUCAGCCAGCUAGUCCUUCUGAUGGAAGCACCAGACAAAGUUCACCUGAGCCUAACAGUCCCAGUGAAUAUUGUUUUGAUGUGGAUAGUGAUAUGGUCAAUGAAUUCAAGUUGGAAUUGGUAGAGAAACUUUUUGCUGAAGAUACAGAAGCAAAGAAUCCAUUUUCCACUCAGGACACUGAUUUAGACUUGGAGAUGUUAGCUCCUUAUAUCCCAAUGGAUGAUGACUUCCAGUUACGUUCCUUCGAUCAGUUGUCACCACUGGAAAACAGUUCUACAAGUCCUCAGAGUGCAAGCACAAAUACAGUAUUCCAGCCCACUCAAAUGCAAGAACCUCCCAUAGCCACCGUCACUACCACAGCCACCAGUGAUGAAUUGAAAACAGUGACAAAAGAUGGUAUGGAAGACAUUAAAAUACUGAUUGCAUUUCCAUCUCCUCCCCACGUACCUAAAGAACCUCCUUGUGCCACAACGUCACCAUAUAGUGAUACUGGAAGUCGGACAGCCUCACCCAACAGAGCAGGAAAAGGAGUCAUAGAACAGACAGAAAAAUCUCAUCCAAGAAGCCCUAAUGUGUUAUCUGUCGCUUUGAGUCAAAGAACUACUGCUCCUGAGGAAGAACUAAAUCCAAAGAUACUAGCUUUGCAGAAUGCUCAGAGAAAGCGAAAAAUUGAACAUGAUGGUUCACUUUUUCAAGCAGUAGGAAUUGGAACAUUAUUACAGCAACCAGAUGAUCGUGCAACUACCACAUCACUUUCUUGGAAACGUGUAAAAGGAUGCAAAUCUAGUGAACAAAAUGGAAUGGAGCAAAAGACAAUUAUUUUAAUACCCUCUGAUUUAGCAUGUAGACUGCUGGGGCAAUCAAUGGAUGAGAGUGGACUACCACAGCUGACCAGUUAUGAUUGUGAAGUUAAUGCUCCUAUACAAGGCAGCAGAAACCUACUGCAGGGUGAAGAAUUACUCAGAGCUUUGGAUCAAGUUAACUGAGCUUUUUCAUAAUCUCAUUCCUUUUUUUGGACACUGGUGGCUCAUUACCUAAAGCAGUCUAUUUAUAUUUUCUAUAUCUAAUUUUAGAAGCCUGGCUACAAAUACUGCACAAACUCGGUUAGUUCAAUUUUGAUCCCCUUUCUACUUAAUUUACAUUAAUGCUCUUUUUUAGUAUGUUCUUUAACGCCAGAUCACACACAGCACAUUUUCGUAGCUCUUCGGUAUUUAAACCAUUGCAUUGCAGUAGCAUCAUUUUUAAAAUGCACCUUUUUAUUUAUUUAUUUUGGGCUAGGGAGUUUGUCCCUUAUCGAAUUAUUUUUAAUAAGAUGCCAAUAUAAUUUUUUUAAGAAGGCUGUAACCUUUCAUCAUGAUGAGUUUAAAAAAUUUUUACUCAGUUUUUCACAUUUUACAUAAAUAAUAAUGAUUUGCCAGCAGUACAUGGUAGCCGCAAUUGCACAAUAUAUUUUCUUAAAAAAAUACCAGCAGUUACUCAUGCAAUAUAUUCUGCAUUUAUAAAACUAGUUUUUAAGAAGAAAUUUUUUUUGGCCUAUGAAAUUAUUAAACCUGGAACAUGACAUUGUUAAUCAUAUAAUAAUGAUUCUUAAAUGCUUGUAUGAUUUAUUAUUUAAAUGGGUAAAGCCAUUUACAUGAUAUAGAAAGAUAUACAUAUAUCUGGAAGGUAUGUGGCAUUUAUUUGGAUAAAAUUCUCAAUUCAGAGAAAUGAUUUGAUGUUUCUGUAGUCACUUUGCCAGCUCAAAAGAAGACAAUACCCUAUCUGUAGUUGUGGAAGUUUAAGCUAAUAUUGUGUAAUUGAUAUUAAACCUAAAUGUUCUGCCCACCCUGUUGGUAUAAAGGUAUUUUGAGCAGAUUGUGAACAACAAAAAAAAUCAUGCUUUGUUAGCAAAAUUGCCUAGUAAUGUUAAUUUGCUCAAAAUUUGAUGUUUGGUUUUAUGCACUUUGUCGCUAUUAACAUCCUUCUGUUUUCAUAUAGAUUUCAAUAAUUGAGUAAUUUUAGAAGCAUUAUUUUAGAAAUAUAUAGUUGUCACAGUAAACAUCUUGUUUUUCUAUGUGCAUUGUACAAAUUUUUCAUUCCUUUUGCUCUUUGUGGUUGGAUCUUCUAACACUAACUGUAUUGUUUUGUUACAUCAAAUAAACAUCUUCUGUGGACCAGG
This is a messenger RNA of Bubalus bubalis (water buffalo), 4048 nucleotides long. It is a transcript of the gene HIF1A, whose product is annotated as hypoxia inducible factor 1 subunit alpha. Lineage: Eukaryota; Metazoa; Chordata; Mammalia; Artiodactyla; Bovidae. The coding region runs from base 327 to 2876 and encodes 849 amino acids. Gene Ontology annotation, biological process: cellular response to hypoxia; regulation of transcription by RNA polymerase II. Gene Ontology annotation, molecular function: protein dimerization activity; DNA-binding transcription factor activity, RNA polymerase II-specific; RNA polymerase II transcription regulatory region sequence-specific DNA binding. The record is from RefSeq and is a predicted model, not a curated record. Gene Ontology annotation, cellular component: nucleus. The transcript has 16 exons.